This is a messenger RNA of Mesorhabditis belari, 2307 nucleotides long. Lineage: Eukaryota; Metazoa; Nematoda; Chromadorea; Rhabditida; Rhabditidae. The record is from the annotation of a GenBank genome assembly.
AUGUGGAUUUUCCGAUUUGCAAUUUUCUUUGCUUUCUCGACGAUUUGUCGAGCGGGAUCAUUUGAUGCGAGAGAGUUCCAGAAGUACAAAUAUCAGAUCGAGCUUGACGACAAAUUGGCCGGCUUUCCAAGCAAAGAGGAAUACAUGAAUUUGAGCUUUGAAGAUGAGAGUCAAAUCGAAUCGUUUUUCCUCCAGCAAAUCCCAUCGGAAACCGAUCCACGAAAUCAUUUCAUCACGAACAAAGCCGGUCAAAAGUUCCUCUGUCAAUUGCCGGACAGUGAAAUGGUUAAUGCCAAAAAAACGGAGAUAAAUGGCGACAGUUUACACCCAAAAUACAUAAACGAGAUCGUUAGCGUUUCGUUUUUAAGAUCAAAAUGCAUAAAAAAGCAAAUCGGCUGGUGGCAUUAUGAGUUCUGUCAUGGGAAAAUGAUCACCCAAAGUCAUUCAACGAAAGGAAAAUCCGACUUUAUUCAGUACACUCUUGGCACAUUUAUGGGUGAUCGUCGAAUGCCCGACUUCAAUCAAUCGACAAAAGACAAACUCCUUUACCUUGAGGAAGAAUACCCGAUGGGCACUUUUUGCGAUGUACUCGGGAAGAAAGUCGCUCGGAAAACCAUUGUUCGCUAUGAAUGUGAUCUAAAACUCUUCACCGAAGAAGCCUACAUUCAGAGUAUCGUCGAAACGUCCACUUGUCAAUAUUUGAUGAUCAUCCAAACCGGCUCUUUAUGUCAUCUUGCUGAAUUCAUCCCGACCGACGACCUCGUUGCACCACUUGGGAUCAAAUGUUCACCUUACAUUGAUCAAGAAAAGACAAAACAGUUUGCAAAAAGAAUUUUCGGAAAGAUGACGAGAAAAAAAGAAGGUGAACGCUUGUUGCCGAUUGUGAUGGAGAAAUUGAAAUCCGCCUACAGGAGACUUUACGCUUUCAAAAGAACCAGAUUGGUUAGCGAGGAACGGCGAAAUUUUCGACUUCAACGUCGAAUCAACUCGCAAAUCAGAGUGUUAAAUCGUGAACUUUUGGAGGCUUUAUACAUGAAAGUGGAAGGUGAAAAGUUGGAUGAGAAGAACUUUCGAAAAAUGGAAUCCCUCACGAAACUCAGUGAGGUCGCUGUGGGACGUGAAAUAUACGAACUGCUCAAGGAUUGGGAUAAAGGGAAUUUCUACUACUACUUGAUGGAUCGAGAAUGGCCAAAAGAUGAAUACCCGAGAACGCUCGAUUAUGUUGAUUUUCUGAAUGGAUAUCACGUUGAGAUCGAGGAAUUGGCAGCUCUAGCUCGCACUGAAGAAGAUGCUGAAUGGAUUCGUUUGUUCUCGAAACUUGAUCCAAAUCUUUGGCAACACAAUCUGUUUGUCAAUAAAGAGCAGAUGUUAGAAAAACUAGUCGAGAAUCUGCCGGUUUGGUUUCCAAAAAUGAGCGCGAAAGCCAUAUUCGAGAACGCCGGAAAGGAGGAUUUUAUGAGAAAGUUAGUCGAUCGCUACUACCUGUCAAUCAUCGAGAAUGAGGAUUUCUAUCACGAGGGUUUUAAUGCUCAUCUAAAUGAGGAUCUGGUUGAUUCAAUUUCACAUUAUGUUUUGAUUGUCUGGUUUCAAGAGGAUUCAUCUAUCAAUCGAAUUUCGUGGUCGAAUUUCUGGAUGAAACAUUUGAAAUUGAUGGAAAUGAUGAUGGUAGCAACGCAAUAUGGGAAAAUCAUCUACUCGAGUGAAAACCCAAACGCUGUGGAUGUGCUUGGACGUGCUUUCGAUCCGGAUGAGGUUGAAUUGGCUGAGACAAUGGAUUGGCAUGAAUAUUAUGAGUACAUCGAGGGAACUCUAAUGCCCGGGAAGCGACACAGCAUUCGCCAUGAUCAAGAACAGUUACUCAUUGCGCGAGCUCAAAAUCUUCGCCAAACCAUUUUUGAAGAGAUUUGGGCACAGAAAAAGGAGGAGAUCACGGAAAGCUGGAGGGAAAAACUGCUAUUAGAGCUGCUCGACGAAUUGGAAAAAUUGAGUGACACAGUUGCUGAAGAGAUUGACAAGAGAAGGCUAGCGGAACUCUAUCAGAAUGAGGACAAAGUGGAAUUGGUGAAGAUGUUGACGGAGAAAAUAAUUGAAGAUGAAUUCCAGAAGAUCAUCGAACUCUAUGAAAUAUUCACUGAAGAAGAGCUCCAAUUUCUUUAUGAAUUCUUCGUGAUUAAAGGAGUCGAUGAUAUGUUGUUGAUGAUGGAAAAAAGGAAAGCGGCGAAACAAGAGGAGAACUAUUGGGGCAAUUUUGGAGGAUUCGAUGAUGAUGGAGAAGAGGAAGAAGAAGAAGAAGAAGAAGAAGAAGAU